This is a messenger RNA of Harmonia axyridis, 3133 nucleotides long. Its product is annotated as PP2C-like domain-containing protein CG9801. The transcript has 9 exons. The record is from RefSeq and is a predicted model, not a curated record. NCBI's taxonomy places the organism in Eukaryota, Metazoa, Arthropoda, Insecta, Coleoptera, Coccinellidae. The coding region runs from base 238 to 2796 and encodes 852 amino acids.
AUUUCCGAGCAUGACAGAUAUGAUAUGUAUUAGGAAUAUUGUGAUUUAGGAAUUUGGAGAAAAAGUUUUGGGUGUGGACCAUUGAACCAUAAUAUUGUUUGGAAAAUGUGAAUGAACAAUUGAUUCAAUGUUUUCGAUACAAUUUGAACCUAUGAUAAUAUCAAUUUUACUACAAUUUUUUAAUAAUCUUUAACUGAGGAUAAAUAGGUGUUCCAAUAUUUCUUUUCAAUACACAAUAUGCCUUCAUUGAGAAAAAGGGUAUCAACAUAUUUUAGGCAACUCAGUUUUAAUAAUGAGCCUCGUCAGAAAAAAAACAAUAUCAACGAAAAUGCAUUUGUUACCAAAUAUUUGCAAGGACACAUUUGUGUGAAAGAAGGACCACCUAUUAUUUAUGGAAAAAAUCCAACUGAUCUUCCCAAUUAUGAAUUAGCUAAGUACGAAACAGGGUAUGAAUCAAUAAUAUCAUGUUAUUCAGGACCUCAUGGAGGUCUAACAACUGUUAAAAGAGUAGAGAAGCAUUUGUCAAUACCUGAUGCAGAUGAUUUUGAUUUUAUUGAUACACAAAUUGAAAAUGUACAACCAACAUUCCCAAUAAAUUCAUCAAAUAGAACACCUGGUCAGCCUGUAGAUAAUACCAAAAUGGUAAUCAAGGUAGCUGGUCAAAAAUAUUUUGUUAAAAAUGAUACAAAACAACAUAGGAAAAGCUUAAGUUUGGGUAGUAUAUCAGAUUUCAACAUUGAAAUAGAAAAAACAAAAAUAGAUAGGGAAUUUUAUGGAGAAUCUAAAAAUAAAAAUGAGAAAUCAAAAAAACAAAAUGAAAAACAGAGCAGAGAUGGAAUAAAUGAUAAGGAUAAUAUGGAAGAGAAAUUUUGUGUGAAGGCUAGACAUAGCCAAAAAGAGAAGAAUGUUCACAAUAGAAAUUCAGGAUUAUAUGAGAAAGAUAGUAUAAGGUACCGAUCAUCUAAGACUAGGAAAUCUCUCUCAAGGACAGACUCCCAGUCAAAUAGACAGAGCACUCAUAAUUCUCAUUCCCAGAAGAAUUUUGAAUUGGCAAAAUCAAAAAGUGAUGGGAAUCCCUACAAACAUAAGGGCACAAGAAAAGUUUUGGAAAGGCCUAAAUGCGGUAAUGCAACAUCCCAAAGUGGCUCAAAUGACAAAUCUAAACUGCCUCAGGAGUGGAAUAAGAAAAGUGAUUAUGUCUUUGGUAUAUCAGAUUCAUUAUAUGAUACAAAUUUAGUUACUAAAGUUAAAAAUGGAGAACCCAUAGCUGAUUGUUUUGGUGUCAUAUCAAGAAAGGAUUCUGUUAUUUUAGCUGUAGCAGAUGGUGUUAACUGGGGAGAAAAGGCUUGCAUUGCUGCUAAGUCUGCAAUACACGGAUGUCUUCAUUAUCUGAACAAGACUAUUUUUAAUGAUACAAAACUUUUCGAAAACUUGGUUGUUAUGACAGAUCAACAAGCUACUUCUCCUUCUAUUGCUGAACCUCUUACACAUAUUUCAAACACCAAAGAAGUGUUCAUAUGCCUUCUUAGAGCAUUCAACUGUGCCCAUGAUCUCAUACUUGAGAACAAUGGAAUGUUGACAACUUUAACAGUUGCAAUUGUUCUGCCCUUAUGUCAGGGUUCUAGGUUAUCAGGAGAGGAAGCGAACAGCGAAGAGCAAAAGUAUGUUUGCUGUGUUUGUAACGUUGGAGAUACACUGGCUUAUAUUUAUUCUGGAAAUUAUGGCAUCAGAGAACUUACCAGAGGAUCUCACGAUAUCACUUCCAACAGAGAUAUGAGAGAUGCACUCGGGGCUUUAGGACCAGUAGAUGGAAUAAAUCCUGAAUUGAGCAAUCUUACAUUAUCGAUAACUACUCUGAGCAAAGGUGAUAUAGUUAUGGUUGCUAGUGAUGGAUUAACAGACAAUUUUGAUCCAAGUGUUUGUAGAUUUACAGUGAACACAACUAAAAUCAAUCCGGCAGAUAACAAAGAGACAUCAAGCAGAGCUCAAACAACAGAAAAAAAGGAAUCUUCCAUCAACAACACUGCCUCUACUUGUCCAAUAAAACCUCCAAGAAGGAGCCAUCAGAACAGAAAUGAUGGAGUUAGUAAGGAAUCAAAACUUUUAAUGAAGUCGGAUGAGAGUUCUAAUAACUCAACAAGUAUUGUUAAGAGAACAAUGAUUGAGAAAAUCAAUGGAUCUUCAAAGGAACAUGAAGAUAAUCCAUUGAUUGCUCAUUUCAUGAAACAGAAUUCCAUUGAUGAAACAGAUAUGAAAAAAAAAACAGUACAAGAUUUAGCAGUGGGUAAAGCUAGCAAUACUGAGAAGAAACCUUCUUCCAGUGGAGUAUCUAUGAGAAAACCCUUAUCGAAUCAAAGGACACAACAACAGAAUUAUAAUUUUCUACGAUCCAAGACAACAUUAGAUUUUCAUUCGACAUCUAAGAAACCAAUCUUGAGAAAUGUAGAAGGUAUACCAUAUGUAUCACCAGUUCAGAGAUACGAGCUCCAGCUGCUGCUUAUGGAAGAUGUAUUGAAACAUGGCAUUUCUGGACAAGAGUCUCCAUGCACCACUUCCAAGAGACUUUGUGAGAAUUUGGUAGAUUUCACAAUCAGUAUCACUGCAGCUAAGAGGAGAACCUUGGAAGAUAUGGAUCUUUAUUUCGAUAAUAGAGAUGGGGUGUUAGUAGAAAUAUCACCCAUGGAAAAGAAGCACAGGAGAAAAAAAGGCCUUGAAAAAGUGUUGAACCUCCCUGGAAAAUUGGAUCAUGUGACAGUGGUAGCUUGCAAUAUUGCUCAUUUACCUGUUAAUAUUUGAAUAUUUUCUUAUAUCAGUUACUUGGAUCUUCCAAAAUGAGAAUAUUUAAUAUGUAUUUUACAUGGCAUUAACAUUUGACCUCUUUUAUUUCCAAGUUGACCAACGAUAAGGUAUUGGGAUAUUUUAAUUUAUACAUUAUAUAUCUGGAUUAUAAAUUAUAUGGAUGAUGAUAACAAUAAAUGACAUUUUUUCUAUUUGUUUGGACAUUUGAACCGCUAUCAGUGCCAUGUUGGAUAGAAACUAUUUGUUACUCAUUGUAUUUUUGUUAUGGAAUUUAUACUCAUAUUUAUUUUUUGUUCAGUUUUGUAUUCUUUUGUAGUAAUAAAAAGUUUAAUAU